Messenger RNA from Triticum turgidum subsp. durum (durum wheat), 1176 nucleotides. The record is from the annotation of a GenBank genome assembly. Lineage: Eukaryota; Viridiplantae; Streptophyta; Magnoliopsida; Poales; Poaceae.
AUGGAGAUCACCAAUGUCACAGAGUACCAGGCCAUCGCCAAGCAAAAGCUUCCCAAGAUGAUCUACGACUACUACGCCUCCGGCGCCGAGGACGAGUGGACGCUCCAGGAGAACAGAGAGGCCUUUGCCAGGAUCCUGUUCCGCCCGCGCAUUCUCAUCGAUGUAUCCAAAAUCGACAUGACAACAACUAUCCUGGGAUUCAAGCUCUCAAUGCCUAUCAUGAUUUCCCCCACUGCCAUGCAGAAGAUGGCUCACCCAGAUGGAGAGUAUGCGACUGCCCGCGCAGCAUCAGCAGCAGGCACUAUAAUGACAUUGUCGUCCUGGGCUACUUCGAGUGUUGAGGAGGUUGCCUCAACCGGACCAGGGAUCCGCUUCUUCCAACUCUAUGUGUACAAAGACAGGAAGGUGGUCGAGCAGCUUGUGAGGAGAGCGGAAAAGGCUGGAUUCAAGGCGAUAGCGCUCACCGUGGACACCCCGCGACUUGGCCGCAGGGAAGCUGAUAUCAAGAACAGAUUUGUUUUGCCACCAAAUUUGACACUCAAGAACUUUGAAGGUUUGGACCUUGGCAAAAUGGACCAGGCUAACGAUUCAGGACUAGCUUCAUAUGUCGCCGGUCAAAUCGACCGUACACUGAGCUGGAAGGAUGUGAAGUGGCUGCAGUCCAUCACCACGAUGCCGAUCCUGGUGAAAGGAGUGAUCACCGCAGAGGACAGCAGGCUCGCCGUGGAGAACGGCGCGGCCGGAAUCAUCGUGUCCAACCACGGCGCCCGGCAGCUGGACUACGUCCCGGCGACCAUCAGCGCCCUAGAAGAGGUCGUGAAGGGUGCUGGCGGGCAGAUCCCCGUCUUCCUGGACGGCGGUGUGCGCCGCGGCACCGACGUCUUCAAGGCGCUCGCUCUCGGCGCCGCCGGGAAGGCCGGUGGUGUUCUCGCUGGCGGUGGCCGGGGAGGCCGGGGUGAGCAACGUGCUCAAGAUGCUGCGCGACGAGUUCGAGCUGACCAUGGCGCUCAGCGGCUGCAACUCGCUGGCCGACAUCACCCGCAACCACGUCGUCACCGAGGCCGACAAAUUCGGCGUCAUGCCGUCCCGCUUGUAACUUGGAACCAAAUCAAGUCGGCGCACGUCGCCGGCGGCCGUAUAUCUGUGUGUGUGUUUCCAACUUCCAAAGUGCUGUGA